AGGAUCAGGUACAGCUGCGUCACCUGAUGUGCGCUAUUUAAUUAGCUACAGCUUCAUGAGCAAUCAGUGUGAGCGGAUCAGAGGCCGUGGGAAAACAUCCACCAUGGCUCCGUUUGAGAAAGCCCAGCACCCUAAGCCUUUCAAACAGAGGAAAAGCUUUGCAACGAGGAAACAGGAAGUGGCUGGAAUCAGGACCAAAUUUCCAACCAAAGUUCCGGUGAUUAUAGAACGAUAUCAUCGUGAAAAAUACCUUCCGCUGCUGGACAAAACAAAGUUUCUUGUUCCACAAGAGCUCACCAUGACGCAGUUUGUCACCAUAAUCAGAAACAGGAUGACCCUCAUGCCUAGUCAGGCUUUUUACCUGCUGAUCAACAACGCAGGCAUCGCUAGCAUGUCUCUCACUAUGGCACAGGUGUACAAGGACCACAAGGAUGAGGACGGAUUUCUCUACAUGACCUAUGCCUCUCAAGAAAUGUUCGGACAAUGUGAAAGGUUGCAUCAGCUCUCAAGAUGAUAACCAGACGUGUUGUGGGGGGGUAAGGGACAGUGUUUAAAAACAAAAAAAAAAUCUGGUAACUAUUUAAGAAUGCUUGUACAUAAUGUUGAGGUUUUUUUUUUUUUUUUUGUAUAGUUUUAAAAAUUCUGUAAUUUGCCAGUGUGUACAUGAGAAUGUAUUUUAAUUAACAAUAAUAAAUUUUGUCAUUCUUGUGUCAGUAA
Messenger RNA from Tachysurus vachellii, 717 nucleotides. It is a transcript of the gene map1lc3c, whose product is annotated as microtubule-associated protein 1 light chain 3 gamma. Gene Ontology annotation, molecular function: ubiquitin protein ligase binding. The record is from RefSeq and is a predicted model, not a curated record. The transcript is spliced from 4 exons. The coding region runs from base 56 to 514 and encodes 152 amino acids. Lineage: Eukaryota; Metazoa; Chordata; Actinopteri; Siluriformes; Bagridae. Gene Ontology annotation, biological process: autophagy of mitochondrion; autophagosome assembly; cellular response to nitrogen starvation. Gene Ontology annotation, cellular component: autophagosome membrane; autophagosome; cytosol.